ACAGCAGCGUAUGUAAGGGUUGCAUAGAAGUCACUAUGACUUACUACGCAACCCUUAAAUACCCUGCCGCCACUGUUUUGUAGCCAGUUGUGUUGCUUGGGUAGUAGAGGACUGGAUGAGGUCAAGACAUGGGUUGAGACGUUUGGCACUCACGCACCACAAAACGGAGGUAGUGGUGGUCAACAACCGCAAGUCUGAACAACAGGCAGUGGUCACCACAGGCGGAUGCACGAUGAACUCUAAGCGCUCACUGAAGCGAUUGGGGGUCAUGAUGGACGAUAAGCUGAAAUUCGGCAGAAUAUGCCUGCAAAAAGGCAAGCAUGGCGAUAAUGGCAUUGUCAAAGAUAAUGUCAAAUAGCACGCCAAUAGUCUCGAGUAAGCGUAAGCUGCUCGCGGCAUAAACGAUAUCCAUACGGAACGGUAUGGCGCCGCCGCAUGGGCGAAGGCGCUAGUUGUCGCGAUAGCACUAGUGGUGGCAGAGUGGCAGAGGAGAGUGCUUCUAGCGUCGCGGCUCAGAGGUGCGAGGCGAAUCGCCUGAACAUCGUCUAUGCUGAAGUGGCAGUGAAUGGGAUUCCUGCAGCAAGUGUAGAUGGACACGUAGGCUCAUACCGAGCGUGUCCAAGUGGACGAACAGGCCCCAUGGCGAGGCCUGCUUCACUUGACACAGUUUCUGUCAGGCCAUGGUUGCUUUGGUAUCUGCUCAGAUUCGGGCACGCAGGCUCCCCGCAUGGAGUGCGCAGACUGCGACGAGACCGCGGAGCAUGUGCUCUUUGAAUGCCCACGUUUCAUGGAGUAAAGGUCGAGUAUGCAGGAGAUAUGCGGUAGACAUAUCACGCCUGACAAUAUUGUUGAAAGGAUGUGUACAAGGGAGGACAAGUGGGAUUCCGUUACUUCCACGGUUUCUCGAAUCGUACUUGAACUACAGAGAAAAUAACGAGCCCAACAACAGCUAGCUGCGUUAGCACCCCUUCCCCAUCCAAGAACUGGAGUUCAACGGGUAGUCAAGUACUAGCCAGGAACCGAGCUCCCAGGGAAGAGUGAAAAACUUUAGGCGGUAGCUGGUGGAACGCUUACCAUUAGAGUGUACUAAUGUACGGUCUCCUCCUUCUCGAAGUCAUCCUUAACGGGCGUACCGCGAAGGUAAGGAAGAGAGAGAAUGAGUUUUUAGUGGGUCGAUCCCCACAUAACUCGAGGAACCACCUCUUGGGUAUCUGAUCAGCAGAUUUUCUCAUUCAACAAAAAAAAUGAUCACCGUACACUAUGUCAGCGAGCUGUUCCAAACGUGAUGCAUUACACAACACAACACCAACACCGAAGUGAUUCUGUUGUCGUUGGUUCAAUCGGGCGUAAUUCUGUAUCGCUUGUCGUUUUACGGUUAUUUUUUGUUGGAAUCGGUCACGUAAAUCCCGAAGGAAUCUUUUAAAAUACGAUCGUCAAUAGUCUGUACAUUUCUGCGAUAUAAGUUGUUCGUAUCGGCUACCGUUGUGACGAAAAAAGUGCAAUUAAUUUGUUCCGCAAAUCUUGCUAUGGAGUGCAAAAAGUGUCUUCUUCCAGUGGUAACAAAAGACCAACCGUACAUAUACUGCAAUGCAUUGUGUGCCGCAGUUUAUCAUGCCGCUUGUGUUGGAUUGAACACUGCUGAGCUCGCUGCCGUGUCGCCUCCGAAUAAGAAUAGCUGUUGGAUGUGCGACGAGUGUUUGGUUGAAUUCGUACAGUGGAGGAAAGAACAUAGUGAGAAAUUGAAUGAACCGAUCGCCGAAAUCGUUCCGGAGCCAACGUGCGUACUACAACGGGACGUAGACGAACUGAAAGCUAAAGUUGCAUCUAUUUUGUCGGUGAUUACGUCGCAUGAGAACAAUCACUCGGAUACCUGGAUACGACACUCAACGCCGAAUUCAUCGCGACAGAAGGAAGGAGGAACAAGUGAAAUGGCAAACGCAUUCGAUACUGCGAAUCGGUUAUCAGAUUCUAUUUGCGAGGACGAGAACUUCGAUUUAUUGCUUACUAACAUCGAUGGAAGCGUUUCGGAAGAAGAUGUGCACCUCAUGGUUUCUCGCUGCUUGGGCACCUUUGAUAACGAGCGCAUUAACGUCAGAAAGUUAGUUCCACGAUGGGUUGAUUGUAGUGCACUUGACUAUGUCUCCUUCAAAGUGAUAUUAAAUCGUAAAUGGAAAUCUGCCGCGAUGAUGUCAUCUACAUGGCCUAAAAACAUUAAAUUUCGGGAGUUUAAAAAAGUAAGAUGCCCGUGGAAACCCGAUAUUUUGUAAUUUGUUUUUAUAUUGUAAAUUAUGUGAUUUCAUGAAGGUUAAAAUGUUUUUUUGUUAUAAUUCUUGUUUAAUAUGCUAUGUUAUGUUAUCUGUUGUACUGUUUAGUUACAAAUAAGAAAUGAUACAUGUUAUCUGUAUUUGAAUGAUAAAUUUGUAUUUAGUGGUGUUCAUAGUUGCAUUGUAUUUCAGUUUUUGUGGCGAAAAGUUGUCGAGUUUGUUAAAUGCUUUUGUACCUUAGUUUUAAGUACACAUCAUUGGGGCAUACACAAGCCUGUUGAUGUUAAUGGUAAAUAAAUAAAUAA
This is a messenger RNA of Aedes albopictus (Asian tiger mosquito), 2569 nucleotides long. RefSeq lists its product as uncharacterized. Lineage: Eukaryota; Metazoa; Arthropoda; Insecta; Diptera; Culicidae. The transcript has a single exon. The record is from RefSeq and is a predicted model, not a curated record. Bases 1527 to 2267 code for a protein of 246 amino acids.